Molecule: messenger RNA, 3678 nt
Organism: Xylona heveae TC161
Lineage: Eukaryota; Fungi; Ascomycota; Xylonomycetes; Xylonales; Xylonaceae
Exons: 2
Coding region: 333-3593 (1086 amino acids)
Source: RefSeq, a predicted model, not a curated record
AGAAUCCUUUGUCAUUGUGUUUGCUGUUCACAUCGCUUCACGGGCACUUGGGUUUCUGCUGCUGCAGAAGGGACUUCUCUCUGUUGCUUCAUCUGUUUUAUUGUCUUUUCACUACAGCGACUCUUGAAGCAAUUUACCCAAUUCACUCUUGAUCUUGACACAACACAAAUCUUACCACAUUGUUGCUCACGUCCAUCUUCACUCAAACCUGCAAUCAAUUUUUGUCGUAUUUCCUGGCUUGGCUGGAAAAGGGCAUCAUUGGACACAUCAUUGGUGGAACGAUCAGUUGGUCGUUUUGAGCAAGGUUCAAGUUGGUGGAUCUUUGGGACGAAAUGACGCCAAAACCCCAGGAGCAAUCCCCGGUGACCAGGAACACGGGACAGAAAACACCUAAGAAACGCAUGCCAAAAGCUCGCCGAGGGGGCAAAAGCGGCGGACAACUCUUUGGUGGUACACAGCGGGACAAGGACAAGGCUACAGGAAACAGAGUACAGGCCGGAUCGAAUUUCACGCCUGUUAAUGCACCAAACCCGAUUACUUUGCCAAGCAAUCCGGAAAUUCUUGACUCAUGGCCCUCAAAGGCAGCCGACGGUUCAACUAAAGCGCCACGAAAAUUUCCCCCAACGGCAAAAAAUACUCCAGUCAAGGCUACAUUUAGGAUCUCGGGCGGCAGCGCCCCUGGAGAUGUCGUGGAAGCGUAUGUUCCAACCCAACGGCAGAAGAGCUAUGAUGAAAUUAAAAAUGCCGACCAAGACAAAGCCCCUAACUACAGUCAUGAUCAACAACUGGUCGGCAUUUACAAUCUCCUCGAUAACAUCGCACAAAGUACGCAAAAGGCUCAUACGCAAAUACUUGAUUUGCGCACCGACCUUCGCGCUGUUGAUGAGUAUACUCGCAAGAUUGAUGGGCUAAGCAUCAAGAUCCGAAGCAGCUUGCAAGAUCUCGAGGAUCGUGAACAUGGCCAGGAAAACCUGUUGGGAUCCGUGAGGGACUCGCUUCGCAAAGUGCUGGCAGAGAAGAAGCAAUCGGUGCACCAGAAAAGCAUAGAGAACAGUGGUGAAGAGAGGAACGCCGCUCAGCUCAAUGAGUCUCAGGCACCUCUUGCACCCGGGCAGGACCCUCGGCAACCCAGAGCCGAUAUGUUCGAAGACGACAAUUCAUUUACUAUUCCAGGGGACUCUAUGCUCCUAGAUGGAGAGGAGACUUUGGAUGAAGAGGCGACUCUUGAAAAAGUGCCAGCUGGCCGACCGCUGGACGAACAUGCGAGGCAAGGAACAUUGGAUAGUACGAUUUCAAAUGGACGGUCAAGGCCAGCUGUGAAGGAAGCUGAGGAUUCAGGUGACAGUCUGUACCGCCUCAGCGAGGAUGUGAUGGACCGCCCAAACAGGCAUCCGGGAGUUGUUCCCUCGUCCCUUCGUCCUUCCCCCGACGAUUUUGAUCUUGCCACUCUGCCCGCCGGUGGAGGCGAUGGCCUCGGUCAUGAACCGGCCAGCAGUGUCACGGGUGACAAGCGCUACACUCGCGCAAUAGAGGCUAUGGAAGACGUGCAGGACGAGUUUGCUGCUCUUCCCCGUGCGCUUGACAUUCGCCUCCCACCGUCUCCUGUCGUGUUUCCCGACAACUUUAUCAAUUCCGCUCUUUUUGGCAUCUCUCGCAAUGACGAACACGGCACUACAUUUGCCAAGGUUAGCCGGGAGAUGCAGACUCAACAAGUCUUUCUCUGUCCAGAGGUUAUCAAAAUCGAUCCAGACAUUCACGAAUAUGCUCCACUCCCAGGAUACAAUGGAGCCUUGACUUUGGUUGACGAACAAGAUGGCCAAGGCGAAGUUGGUGAGAGAUAUCCCGUCUUCCGCCGGAAACCAUUACCAAGUGGCAAACAUGGUCGCCCUCGGGGUCUUGGCUGGGAGUAUGCGGGCGAGUACAAAAUCGCCCGACGCAAGAUUGUGCCGCUUGAAGUCUGGCAUUUGUGGUCAGAGGUCAGGCGGGAGGACAUUGCUUCUAGAAUGCACGGGUCACCUUGGGGUGAGGAACUGCUCACUCGAAAAAUGCUGGACCGGCCGAACAUGACUGAGGCUGAGAUUAUCUCGUAUUUUGAUCGGAAACGAACCCCACGUUUGCGUAUGAAUUGGACGCUACUGCAGUGUACCGGUUGGAAUCACGAGCACUAUGAUGCGCUUGUCGCUGCACUGCAAGAAUGGGAGGAGAGGCAGGAUCCGGGUACCCAGCGGAGGAAACCUGCUCAGUUCAGUGGAAGUUUAUUUAUCACGACGUCAAGCAGCCAUAGCUCCGAAAACUCAUCGAGCGAGUCUGACGAAGUAAAAGAUGGCCAGGCCAACGCGGGGUUUAACGACGCCAUUUCCGUCAACUCACAGCCAUCUGGUAGCCCCUCUUCAACUCGCAUAAUCCGUAAACUCUUCCCAGACGACGAGGAUGAUGACGAGGAUGAAGAAGACGAAGAAGCCGAUAUUCAUCGUCCCGGCCGUCGUCCUCCCCCUACGGGCGCCACCCAUCAAACCGAAGCUCAAGAGCCAGGUCCCAACAGAACCAUGGGGAAAAGUCAGAGCACGUUGAAGCGUAAUCGCGAAGACUCCUUGUCUGAUUUGGAGUCGUCAUCAAAAGAUCACGACGUACUCAUGCAGAUGAUCUUCGGCGGUAUUCCCCGCAACGAGAAUUCCAACCAACCAGAAAAACGGACCACAAGCACCGGUGGGAACGCGGAACCUGCGCAAAGUACUCCCGGCGCAGUAUCCACCACCAGCGCAACAAAAAAGAAGACUACGAAACGUCCUCGUCUCUCAGGAAUUAUCGACACGAAUGCCGCAAACGCCAAAAGUAUUAAUACAUCCCUGGAAGACCCCAUUAUCAUAUCUCCCCUAUUCAAACCCCCGUCCAGCACGAAAACAACAACGACAGCAACUCCACAUAUCAGCAGUUCCAAGCGUGGAAACGACCCGAACCUGUCUUCUCCUAGUACGCGGAAACAUCCGCCAACGUCGAAGACCACAACGACAUCUCGCGUCUCAGACGUACAUUCUAACACUAACAAGCCUGUGGGGAAUAGCGUCCUGGAACUCUUUGGCGGCAGACUAGCUACCAUGAGUAGCGGCGGUAGCAGUGAAGGUGGUCGUGCUCGACCGCCAACAACAACAACCACUACUAUUUCUAAUCCUGCUACUAUUUCUACUACUAAUCCUACAAUCGCGUUAUACGAGACUGGAACUGCAACCGCGUCUUCAACUGCAACUGACGCAGCGGGUACGGCUGCUGGAUCUACACCCGCUACCCGCCCACCACAUUCACUUCUCCCACCUCGACCAGUACGACCAGUCACGCCCGUACAUCAAACCCCCUUGUCAUCCUCCUCCACCAACAACAACAACCACAAGAAGAACAAACUUGCCCAGGCACGAGGUGGUAUCAAGCUUGAAAACGAUUCUCACUAUAAUGACGUAGGCGUUGAUGGUGCUGGUGAAAAGAAUGAAGUCACUACAUCGUCGCGCGGCAGACGCGUGAAGAAAGUCGACUAUGGGAUCCUGCGGCCCGAAUGGCGAUUCAGUGAUAAUGAGGAUUCGGAUGAGGAUAUUUUGAUUUAGAUGUGUCUCUUCUUCCUUUUUAUCAUUUAACUUCUUAUCUCUUCCUGUACCCCUAUCCCCGUCUUUUGCGUCUUCGUUUCUUUUC